Messenger RNA from Musa acuminata AAA Group (dessert banana), 2074 nucleotides. RefSeq names its product internal alternative NAD(P)H-ubiquinone oxidoreductase A2, mitochondrial. The record is from RefSeq and is a predicted model, not a curated record. Bases 206 to 1696 code for a protein of 496 amino acids. Gene Ontology annotation, molecular function: NADH dehydrogenase activity. The transcript has 9 exons. NCBI's taxonomy places the organism in Eukaryota, Viridiplantae, Streptophyta, Magnoliopsida, Zingiberales, Musaceae.
CAUCUCUCCGUGAAUCAUGCGAUCGGUCGAUCUCUGUCCAUCCAUCCACCAUCCACUUUUCUCACUCCCCAACAGAUCCAACUAACUUGCGCUCUGUGUCUGACCACCGUCUUGCCGCCACUAUCUCCGCCGCCCCCCGUCCCCUUCCUUCAAAUCCGAUCCCUCACGGCACUCUCUCUCUCUCUCUCUCUCUCUCUCUCUCUUGAUGGCUUGGGUCCGAAGCUUCACUCGCCUCUCCCGCUCCUCCUCCAUAUGGAAGCCGGCGAAUCGAUUCACUUCUACGAUCUCCGCCGAUCCGGGUUUGGCAGGCUUCAGCUCCUCCGGAUCCGCCUUCCACGCGGGACUCGGGCCCACGAGUCCCGGCCUGGACAAGCCGAGGUUAGUGGUGCUGGGGACCGGUUGGGCGGGAUGCAGGCUGAUGAAGAGCGUCGAUGCCGGCCUCUACGACAUCGUCUGCGUCUCCCCACGGAACCACAUGGUCUUCACCCCGCUCCUCGCCUCCACCUGCGUCGGCACCCUCGAGUUCCGCUCUGUCGCGGAGCCCAUCGGUCGCAUCCAGCCGGCUAUCUCCACCGCCCCCGAUUCGUACUUCUUCCUCGCCCGCUGCACCGCCAUCGACCCUGAUGCGCACACAGUACAUUGUGAAUCUGUUACUGAUCAAGGGGGUGUUAGAGAUGCUGUGGAACCAUGGAAAUUUACGGUAUCGUAUGACAAGUUGGUUAUUGCAGCUGGAGCAGAGGCCUCAACUUUUGGUAUAAAUGGUGUUAAAGAGCAUGCAAUCUUUUUGCGUGAAGUUCACCAUGCCCAAGAAAUUCGAAGAAGGCUACUCCUCAAUCUGAUGCUAUCUGAUGUGCCUGGUAUAUCAGAGGAUGAAAAGAAGAGACUAUUGCAUUGUGUUGUUAUCGGUGGUGGUCCUACUGGUGUUGAGUUCAGUGGUGAACUUAGUGAUUUCAUCAUCAAAGAUGUCCACGAACGCUACUCACAUGUUAAAGAUUUUAUCCAUGUCACCUUAAUUGAGGCAAAUGAGAUAUUAUCAUCAUUUGAUGUUCGUCUCAGACAAUAUGCCACAAAACAAUUAACUAAGUCAGGAGUUCGUCUUGUGCGUGGGGUUGUAAAAGAUGUUCAACCGGAAAAAGUUAUUCUUAACGAUGGAACAGAGGUUCCAUAUGGGCUUCUUGUUUGGUCUACUGGUGUUGGUCCUUCACCAUUCGUUAAGUCCUUAUAUUUUCCGAAGUCACCUGGCGGAAGGAUAGGUGUUGAUGAUUGGUUACGCAUUCCUUCUGUACAGGAUGUGUUUGCAAUAGGUGACUGUAGUGGUUUUCUUGAAACUACUGGAAAACCAACAUUACCAGCACUGGCACAGGUUGCAGAAAGGCAGGGGAAAUAUCUGUCUAACCUGUUGAACCAAAUUGGUAAAGCUGGUGGAGGAUAUAGAAAUGCUGCAGAAAAUCUAGAACUUGGUGAUCCUUUUGUAUAUAGGCAUCUAGGAAGCAUGGCAACAGUUGGAAGAUACAAAGCUCUUGUAGAUCUCAGGCAAAACAAGGAGGAUAAGGGGCUUUCUCUUACGGGUUUCAUUAGCUGGUUCAUCUGGCGAUCAGCAUAUUUAACACGUGUGAUAAGUUGGAGGAACAGAUUCUAUGUUGCAAUUAACUGGCUCACUACAUUUGUAUUCGGUCGUGAUAUAAGCCGCAUCUAAAAUGAGAAAUCCAGGCCACUUGCAUCCUUUUUGACAAAUCAUGUCAGAUCAGUUACGAGGAAAUGCAAGAUGUAAUUCAUACAUUUAAUGUGGUGCCAUGAAUCAAUAUUGUGUGCUCUGAAGCCAUGAGGGUGAUUAAAGCUGGCAAAUUAUUGCUUCAUUUGUGAGUGUUCUACUCGUAUAGGCUCAUAUAAUGGAUAUGUAACUAUAUACUAUUUUGAUUACAUGUCUUCUUGUCAAGGCAAAGAAGAUGGAUUGUGCUCUAUAAUUUUGAAGCAUCAUCAUUUGUGUUCAGAACUUAUGAUUGUGAAGCCUUGAUGUUGACUUUAAUACAAUAUACACGUAAUCGAUGUCUUAUCAAAUGAUUUAUCCUUAUAA